AUGAGCACGACGGAUUUGGUCUUUGUGACCACCACAGGAAGGCCAGGCCUGUCGAGAGCCGAUACAAAGCUCAUGCGAGGCCAUGUAACCCGAAGCAACUUUGCAAAACGACGACGGCGAAGGGCAGAGCUCCAGAGGGCGGAGCAUGAGCUAUGCCACACCGAAGACAGACUUGAACCCCCAGUUUUGAAGACGCAGAAAUAUUCGAUUGGCGGGGAGAAGUUCCGUAAGGAUAGCCCUUCUCCCAAGAGCCGGAUUAACAUGUCCGACUUCUGGUCACACUUCUUUCUUCACGGAGAGACCUACCCCGCUAGCUCCCAAGAGGGAGCGUGGCUGCAGCUGCUCGUCUCAGAGGCGGCACUCGCCCAAGUUUCUCUGUCCAUCGGUUUCCGGAUCUGGUCGCCCAAUGCAGCGUAUCAGAAGGAGGCUUUGGCCUGCUCUUCCUCCGCCUUGAGCAUCAUCAUGAAUCGCAUCGCGACGGAGCAGGCCCUCACAGACGCCGUGAUGGCAGCGGUUCUGCAUAUGGCCGUCGGGGAGCGAUUCGGUCUGGACGAUGAAGCCUGGCACGUUCACAUUGGUGGUCUGGCUCAGCUCAUUACCGCAAGAGCGCAGCGAGGUCAAACUGAUUUGCCAGUCUGGUUUAGUAACAUGAUCAUCUUCGAUGCGAUCAACGCCGUGUUCGGCUUCCCUCUGUGCUGCGAUAAGCGACUACUAGAUGCAGUCCAGCCGUACGGCAUCCCCGCCAUCACAAAGGUUGCGGAUAUGACCCAGCAUCUCUUGCACCUUCGCGACUUGAUCACAGCUUACCACCACGAAAGAUCUCCCUUCAAGAACGAAAUCGACCAAAAGUGGGCGCACCUUCUCCACGAAGCGCGAGAGCUCCGCCGCUCAGUCCCAGAAAACCCCUACGUCGUCGCCACGUCCCUCUCCGCCGAGAUCCUCCUCUGGCUGUGCUGGGAGAAUCAGCUCACCCCUGGCGGGCUGACACAGCUCGCGGGCGAGCUCCGGCAAGCAAUAUGCCGGUUCCCCUUCAGGCCAUGUUCCUUCACCGAGAUGGUUUCGUGUCCGAUGAUGCUAGGCGCCAUCGCUGCUCGCCCGGGCUCCGAGACGAGGGCGUGGUUCGUCGGGAGGUUACGGAGGAGUGUGGCAGCGGCAAAGUCGAGGGCUUGGGCACGGCCACUAGACAUGGUGGAGAAGAAGGUUUGUACUGGGAUGGUCGGCGGGGGGAGGUUUGAGGAGCUGUGGAGAGAGCUGGGUGCGGAUUUAUAG
Chaetomium fimeti is the source of this 1269-nucleotide messenger RNA. RefSeq lists its product as uncharacterized. The transcript has 3 exons. Lineage: Eukaryota; Fungi; Ascomycota; Sordariomycetes; Sordariales; Chaetomiaceae. The record is from RefSeq and is a predicted model, not a curated record. The coding region runs from base 1 to 1269 and encodes 422 amino acids.